AUGAAUGCGAGUGGUAUUGACUAUGCAAUUGUGUCUCUGACUUGCCCGGGCAUGCAGGGCAUUUUGGACACUGGCGAGGCUGUGGAGCUAGCAAGAAAGACCAACGAUGCCAUUCACGAGCACUACGUCAAAGCUCAUCCGACUCGCUUCGGGUAUUUCGCUUCGGUUGCUAUGCAAAAUCCGGAAGAAGCGGCCAAGGAGCUUGAGUGUGCAGUCACUGUGCUGGGUGCCAAGGGAGUUUUGAUCAACGGAUUUACCAACAUUGACAAAAUAAAUCUUUCUCAGGCAGCCUAUGGUUUUGGUGUCGAGACUGCUGGUCAUACUCUCCACAUCAUGUGCUCGGGAGUUUUUGACAGAUAUCCCGUAUCGAAUUGA
This is a messenger RNA of Penicillium malachiteum, 375 nucleotides long. RefSeq names its product amidohydrolase family protein. Gene Ontology annotation, molecular function: hydrolase activity; carboxy-lyase activity. The transcript has a single exon. Gene Ontology annotation, cellular component: cytoplasm; cytosol. The record is from RefSeq and is a predicted model, not a curated record. The coding region runs from base 1 to 375 and encodes 124 amino acids. Lineage: Eukaryota; Fungi; Ascomycota; Eurotiomycetes; Eurotiales; Aspergillaceae. Gene Ontology annotation, biological process: secondary metabolic process.